AUGGAAGUGGCUCAGGUGAACCUACAUCACGCAUCGGCAGCCUCGGCUGUCAUCGUGAAGAGGUUCAUCUCGGAUAAUCUGAGCAUCCUCCUAAUCCAGGAACCUUUUGUGUUCAAAGGAGAGGUAAGAGGCCUCAACUCGAGAAGAAGCAAGGUAAUCUGGGGUCCCUCUAGCGAGAGACCCCGCUCCUGUGUAGUCGUUAGAGCCGAUAUAGACUUUUUCUGUAUUUCAGAGUUUCUAACGCAAGAUCUGGUGGCGGUACAGGUGAAGGACAAGGAAGGAUCGGACUUCGUCCUCGCUUCCGCAUACUUUCCGGGAGAGACGACCACAGCAGCCCCCCCAUCAAUACUCAGUCUAGUGGAAUACUGCAGACGCAACAAUCUUCCCCUAACGUUAGGAUGUGAUGUCAAUGCGCAUCACACGGAAUGGGGUAGCACGGACUGCAACGUGAAGGGUGAGUCACUUCUUGAAUUCAUAAUUAGUAACAAUAUGAGCAUCGAGAAUGUGAUUUGUGAGCCCACCUUCGUAACCAGUGUUCGCAGGGAGGUCCUAGACAUUACCCUGAGCAAUGACAACAUGAUCGGGCUGAUCUCACAGUGGCGGGUGUCAAAGGAGCCCUCACUGUCAGAUCACAGGAUCAUUCGGUUUGCUCUGAGGGUAAAAGUCGCGGACAAACCUCCGACACGUACCCCUAGAAAUACGAACUGGGGUAUCUUCAGACCUUAA
Molecule: messenger RNA, 726 nt
Organism: Bactrocera latifrons
Lineage: Eukaryota; Metazoa; Arthropoda; Insecta; Diptera; Tephritidae
Exons: 1
Coding region: 1-726 (241 amino acids)
Molecular function (GO): catalytic activity
Source: RefSeq, a predicted model, not a curated record